CGCGGGGCGGCGGCCAUGAGAGACGAUGGCCGUUCCAGGACCCCCUCCUAUUCUUCUGCUUCCGCUGGUUCUGCUGCUGCUGCUGCGGUGGGCGGCGGUGCCCGUGGCCUCCUACGCCCUCAGCCCGGGACGCACGCCCCAGCACAAGAUCCUCCACCUGGACUGGCCCAAUGACUGUGGCAUGUCCCACUUCAAACCCAACAUGGCCGAGAGGAUUGUGUCGGGGAACGAGGCCAAACCUCACUCCUGGCCCUGGCAGGUCUCGCUGCAGGUCCGCCCAAGGGGGAGUAAGCACUACAUUCAUGUCUGCGGAGGAACCCUCAUCCACAAGAACUGGAUCCUCACCGCCGCCCACUGCUUCCAAAAGGGUAAGGCGGAGGACGCUGCCAGCUGGCGGAUCGUCCUGGGGAAGCACCAACUCAAACGCUCCGAGAUCCCCGAGAGAGUGAUCCCCGUGAAGCGCAUCUACCGCCACGAGCACUUCCGCUACCCCACGCACAGCGAGCUGGACUAUGACAUCGCCCUGGUGAAAGCCGGUGCGGACAUUCUCCCGUCCAACUUUAUCCGCUACGCCUGCCUGCCGCGCAAGCAGACCAGCCUGAAGCCGGGACACUACUGCUGGGUCACGGGCUGGGGUGACACGCGGGGUGGGAAGGAGAACGUGUCUCUGGCCGAGUCCCUGAACCAGGCUCGCCUCCCCAUCAUCGACCACAAGACCUGCCGGCAGAAGAAGUUCUGGGGCGACCGCGUGCGUGACUCCAUGAUCUGCGCCGGCUUCAGAGACACUGAGGGCCCCCCCGCCGCAUGCCAGGGCGACUCCGGGGGCCCCCUGCUGUGCCAGCUGGGCCGGGACCGCUGGGAGGUGCACGGCGUGGUGAGCUUCGGGCCCAUCGGCUGCACGGUGGAGAACAAGCCCAGCGUGUUCACCCGCACCGCCGCCUACAUCCCCUGGAUCGAGGCCACGCGCAUCAGGGACUUCUUCCUGCACUGACCAGAGCCCCCCCCCCUCCCUGAAAGAUCCAUGUUCAGGUUCUGUGGUUCCACCGGACCCUAGAAGACAGGUUCUCCAUGUUCUGCCGCUGAGAGCAAGCACUUGUUUUUAACCACUUCAUUACCAUUAGACUUUACUGGUUAUGCAUUAGGUUUAUUAUUCUUCAGAACUGCUCUUGUUCAUGACUGACUUAAAACAUAAAUGUGCUAAAGAGCUGAUCGAUUUGGCCCUAGACCUUGUACACAAUAUGGUAUAUUGUGUAUUAAUCCGGCAUGACAUAGAUGAAUUGGAACAGUUUAAUUGAUAGACUGCCAUUUUGACAGAUAUACUAACCACCUACAUUAUGGUUGGUAACCAAAUAAAAUACAUUUGUACAAGAAAAUCUGUUCCCAUCAAAAUCCUGUUGAACUUGUGUAGUCUUUAUUUGUAUUCAUCACAUGGCUGACGGGAAAGGCCAUACAAAUACAGCAGUAGAAUUUUCAAUCUUUCAACUGCAACUGAUCAUUACCACAGUACUGCAGAUAAUUAAUAGGUUGGUACUAAAAUGAUGAUACUUUGUGUUCAUUAACAUGCCAUUGGGUGAGAGGUAUUCAGCCGGGAAAUAAUGACAGUAAUGGAGUUGAUGAGGUCAAAAGGUUGAAGUGUUCACAUUGACCAACAAUGAAUGUUCAACAUUAAAGUCACAAUAACUUAAACUU
Messenger RNA from Gadus morhua (Atlantic cod), 1689 nucleotides. RefSeq names its product elastase-1. Bases 26 to 991 code for a protein of 321 amino acids. Gene Ontology annotation, biological process: proteolysis. The record is from RefSeq and is a predicted model, not a curated record. Gene Ontology annotation, molecular function: serine-type endopeptidase activity. The transcript is spliced from 6 exons. NCBI's taxonomy places the organism in Eukaryota, Metazoa, Chordata, Actinopteri, Gadiformes, Gadidae.